Messenger RNA from Mercenaria mercenaria, 1851 nucleotides. RefSeq lists its product as uncharacterized. Gene Ontology annotation, molecular function: nucleic acid binding. NCBI's taxonomy places the organism in Eukaryota, Metazoa, Mollusca, Bivalvia, Venerida, Veneridae. Gene Ontology annotation, biological process: DNA integration. Bases 1 to 1851 code for a protein of 616 amino acids. The record is from RefSeq and is a predicted model, not a curated record. The transcript has a single exon.
AUGGCAUUUUUUGAUCCAAGAAAAGAGAUCAUUGUAAGGGUCGAAGCAAGUUUUUAUGAGGGAUUAUCAGCAGGACUAUUUCAGAAAACUACAAAAGGCAUUCAACCAGUACAUUACAUUAGUCGAUCCCUGACAGACACAGAAAAGCGGUAUAGCCAAACUGAAAAAGAUGCGCUUGCAGUCAAGUGGGCAAAGAAUAGAUUUCGCAUUUAUUUAUUGGGAGCACCAAAGUUCAAAAUAAUUUCAUCACACAAACCACUUAUACCUAUGUUUAAUAAAACUUCUACAAAAUUACCACCUAGAAUUGAAAAAUGGGUAAUGGACAUGCAAGAUGUAGAUUAUGAACUGAUAUAUGAGCCAGGGAAAGAUGCAGCUGAUCCCAUGGAUUAUUUAUCAAGACAUCCCUUGCCUGAAACAGAGACAGACGAUACAGAAACAGUGGUCAAAUUAAUUGUUGAAAAUGAACACGGUAUUGUGCUAGAUAGAAUACGAAAGGCCACAUCAGAGGAUAUCCUUUUACAGGAUAUUUUAUCAAGAAUGAGACUAAACGAUUGGGAGAAACACAAGAAAAGACCAGAUUUGAAACCAUUCUUUUUGAUCAGACAUGAUCUAUACACCGCACAUGACCUUUUGUUCAGAUCACAACAAAUAGUCAUUCCAGAAAAGUUACAAUCAGCAGUCAUAAAAGCAGCACAUAGUAUGGGCCAUUUUGGUAUGACAAAAACAAAACAGAUGCUGAGAACAAAAUAUUGGUUUCCGUUACUAAAUGGAAUGGUUGAAGAUGCCAUUAAGAGAUGUUAUGAAUGUAAAAUUACAACAAAAGAGCACAAACAAGAGCCAGCUAUACCAUCUGUAAUACCAGAGACGGAAUGGCACACGGUUUCAGUAGAUUUUGGCGGACCUUAUCCUGAUGGACACUAUAACCUGGUGGUAAUUGGUAAAAGAAGCCGAUUCCCAGUGGUAGAGCACACAACAUCAACAUCAGCUAAGGUUGUUAUUGAAAGACUUAACAGAAUGUUUGCAUCCUACGGAAUACCAGAGAGGAUUGAAUCUGAUAACGGACCACCUUUUAAUUCAAUGGAAUUUGCAAACUUUGCUGAGACAAUGGGAUUCAGGCAUCAUAGAAUUACACCUGAACACCCAAGAGCCAAUGGGGAAGCUGAAAAUUUUAUGAAAGUUCUGAACAAAACUGAACAAAUUGCGCACACUCAAGGUAAAUCAAGUAAAACAGCAAUACAAGAGAUGUUGAUGGGAUAUAGAUCGACUGCCCAUCCUGCAACUGGUUAUUCUCCUUAUGAAGCUCUUAUGAAGAGAACUGUCAGAACUAAAUUAGAUUAUAAACACCCACAAGGACCAAUUUUAAACCAGAGAAAAAUGGAAAGGAAUAUCAAAGUAAAUGACGAAUGUUAUAAACGAAAGUGGAGAAAUGAUUUAAGACACCCAACAUGUAAAAGUCACGACUUCAAAAUUGGAGAUAAAGUCUUGCUCAGGCAAGAUAAGAGAAACAAAUGGACUACGCCAUAUGAAGAAAAUUAUUAUAUCAUAUUUCAGGUAAAUGGUUCAGCAAUAGGUGCCCGAAGACACACGGAUGGCAGAGUUGUAUAUAGAGAUGCAUCAAAGUUUAAACAGAUACCACACGAUACAGCCAAUCCAAAUAUGAAUGAUUGGAGGGGAAGAGUUAUUGGGGCAAUACCAGAUCAGUCUAUCAUAGAGCCAGCUAAUGCACCAGAAACAAACAAUAAGCGUGUAGAACAAAAUGUGGUUGAAAGAAGAAUUCAGCCCAGAAGAGACAGAAGACCACCAGACAGAUUUAGAGAUUACAUUAUAGAUUUUAAUGAACCUCAACAAUAA